Schizosaccharomyces cryophilus OY26 is the source of this 4074-nucleotide messenger RNA. RefSeq names its product palmitoyltransferase. The record is from RefSeq and is a predicted model, not a curated record. The coding region runs from base 1514 to 3436 and encodes 640 amino acids. The transcript has a single exon. Gene Ontology annotation, biological process: protein palmitoylation. Gene Ontology annotation, cellular component: Golgi membrane. Gene Ontology annotation, molecular function: palmitoyltransferase activity; protein binding. Lineage: Eukaryota; Fungi; Ascomycota; Schizosaccharomycetes; Schizosaccharomycetales; Schizosaccharomycetaceae.
AUUUCAGCGUUGUUCCUGGUAAUAAACUUUCCAUUGAUAAUUCUUUCACCAAACCAUUUCCGUAUUGAGCAAAACUUUGAAUAAGACUGGACUUGCCGGAAUUCGCUUCUCCGAUAACGUAUACAUGGCUACCUGGCUUAAGCAUUGGGUGAAUUUUUCUAAGAAGUUCCCUGAUAGUUUCUGUGGUGCUUCGAUGUGCUGUUAGUAGCAUGGCAUUUUCGGGAGAUAGAUCAAGCGCCGGGAAUAACCAAGAAGCAUUAGGUCGAGGAAGAGUAUCAACGUGGCUAAAAACAUGAAACACAGGAAAGUCCGUCAUCCUUUUAGCUGAAAUAAAUUGUUCUGGAUUAAGAUUACUAACAUCGGUAACUUGAAGAACCAAAGACGUUUUGGAAUCAGCGUUUAUACCCUUCAUGACUUCAGUUAACGUAGUUGUUGACUCCUGCAGCAAGUCCUCCUGCUGAAAGCGAUUAUAAAACUUUAUAUCGUGGCAUCGUUGACACCAUAGAUGAGUAUUGAAGGCUUUUUCUUUGACGUUAGGGAUUGAAGGUGAUUUAGGAAAGAGCUUUUGGUUUUUUGGAUCUAACUUAGAGAAUGCAUUUUCAAAUACGCUUUGUUCAUUUCUUCGAGAAUUCCAUCGCGACGUUUGAGGGCUUACAUGCGAAACCGAAGGUUUAAGCAAGCGUUUGUAUCCGCUUGCUUUCGAAUCUAGGGAUUGUAAUACAUGGCCACAUCCACGGCAAAAGUUCUGAAUAGUCAUCUUCCGGGUUCACUUUCUUUCUUCUAUGUCAGUAGAUCUUUGAUACUUAUUAAAUAUAAGGAAAAAGAGCAUUCAUGACCAAAAGCUGGUCGCAAGGAAAAAAUAAAGUCUGUAGUGUAAUGACUAACUUUCUGUUGAUAUUGGAAUUUCCUACAGUCAGAAAUCAACGGUGAUUACGUUUAGUUCGAAUCGUCAAAUGCUAAGAUUUAAUUUAAAUGGUUUUUUUAUAUUAUAUAGAAAAAAGAAAAAGGUCCUUCAAAUGAAGCGUUUAUCGACACUAGCACUUUAUAGAGAUUGCUUUUCGGUAGAGUACAACAUAUAAAAAGUUAUGAGGAAAAGUACAAGAAUCAAUACCAGGAAUAUAGUGCUCCUAUAAACUUCUUUUUCGUCUGCCUACACCGAUAAGUUAAAGCUUUUUUUAAAGACAUUUUCACUCUAUGGACAUGUAUAAUGGCGAGAAACGAUAGAAACAGCAAUUACUUCAAGAAAGUAUAUAUGUACACCUAAAUUCUCCUUGUUUUCUGGUUUAUUUAUAGAAAACAACAUGACAAUUUUAAGUAAGAAUUUAACGUUAGCUGAUUUAUUAAGACACCAUAACACCGCGUAUGGGGUCAGCAUUAAUAAAACUACCGGAAGUUUGAGAAAAAUUUAUCAUAUUUAUAUUAUUUACUCAUAAACAUCCUAAUAAGAGAGGCACGGUCGACUUUGAGGUUCUUACAGUCUUCCUUGGUUGUUUGGUUUACAUUGCGAAAAGAAAUGGGAAAUCUGUUUGCUGCAGCAAGUCAGGGAGACAUUGAAUGUAUAAAAGACUAUAUAAACUCAGGAACCUCUAGUAUUGACGAUAAAGAUGAAAGGGGAGCAACAGCGCUGCAUUGGGCUGCUUUGAAUCAGCAAUUCGAAGUUUGCAAUUACUUAUUGGAUAAAGGCAUUGAUGUGAACAGUCCUACUGUAGAUUUACGGGCAACCCCUCUUCACUGGGCUGCAAAACGAGGACUAGUUCAAAUGGUAAAUUACUUGGUUCAGCGAGGUGGUGACCCGUUGAUUCAAGACAGUCAAGGCUUUCAUUGUUUGCACUUAGCAGUUCACUCCUCUAAUUCAUUUUUGGUAGUUUAUCUCUUACAUUUAGACAUUCCAGUUGACUCUCCUGAUGAAAAUCGACAUACUCCUCUUAUGUGGGCUGUAUACCAUGGCAAUGAGUUGGUAACUAACUGUCUAUUGAAAUGGGGCGCUAAUGUUCAUGCAACAGACAAUGAAAAUAUGACACCGUUACAUUGGUCAUUAGUAGGCGCAAAACCCAAAUGCAUUAGACUGAUCCUUCAAGAAUGCGGCUUAUCCGGAGCAAGAGCUAUUGCAGAUUUAUCAGGUCAAUUGAAAACACCUUGGGCCCUUUCUGUGGAACUUGGAGUAUCUAAGCAAUUCCGCGAGGCCUUGGUUGUGAAUGGGCUUAAAGUUCAAGCUAUUGUAAAUGAACCGAUAGAAAAGUAUCAGGUGGUUCCUAUUAACCACCAAUUUUCCAGAAGAGCUUACUUUCGAUUACCUUUCGCAGCUUCAUUUCCUAUUCUGGGGAUUGCUUUUUUAAUCAUGAGUGUCUGUCCCUUCGUAUUAUCUGUGUUUUUAGCUCCUGCUUGGAUCUAUCUGUCAUGCAAAUUCAUUAUAUAUUAUGUGGAGUCUUCUACCGAAGUGGCUUUAUUCUUCAUUGAGACACCAUUUUUAGCUGGUCUGUUUUCUUCAACUUUUUUCUGGGUUUGGAGUCAUGCAUGCGUAUAUAUUCUUCCUGUCCUUUAUCGAAAAAAGUUCUUUUUGUUUGUCACUUUUCUGUUUCUUUCAUUUCUUUGCAUUGCUUACUAUGUCAAUGCGGUCUUUCAAGAUCCUGGCUAUGUUCCUACAAUCGGCGGCAUUACUCAGAGAAGAGAAUGCAUAGAAGAUUUACUUGGUAAAAGCAUUUUUGAUCAGAACCAUUUUUGCCUUAGGUGCCUUCACCCGAAACCAAACAGAUCAUUUCAUUGUAUCGCUUGUGAUCGGUGCGUCUAUCGUUAUGAUCAUCAUUGUCCCUGGAUCAGCAAUUGCGUCGGUCUGAAAAACCAUAAAGUAUUCCUCAUUUAUACAUUACUGUUGGCUGUUUUGAUUCCUCUCUAUUGUUAUGCUGCCUUUGUUUACUUGUCAGUGAUUCCUAUUCAAGAAAAAUAUGAGUCAUAUACUUGCAUGUUUGUAAGAGGUAUUUUCUGUGAGUGGUUAUUAAAAGACAUGUUCGUCAUAGUUGCUAUCUUUGUCGUUUCAAUUAAUUGGUUUUGGGUCUUGUCACUAAGUUUUACCCAGCUAUGGCAAGUGGCUCACAAUAUGACAACAGCUGAAUAUCGGCUUUUCCAGAGGUACAAAUCAUUCUCUGCUCCUACGAGUCAAGGGAUGGUGGUGCGAAAUCCCAAUAAGCAUCGCCAUACCUUGAUGCAUACACUUGCGGCACUCAUUGGCUUAGAUCAAUACUUGUUAUUUUUCUGUGAUGUUUUUCGUUUUUUUAUGUGUCGAUCAAAAACUCCUAACCCUUCUUUUCCAAGAGAUCUCAGUUUAUCUUCUGCAAAUCCACAUGACAAACAAAGUGUAUACAAGAACUGUAUGUACUUUUGGCGAGGAUUAUCUGAUGAACAGAAAGCAGAUAUCGAGAGUAACGGGAAUACUUCUUAAAUAUCUACCGACCUUUUCUACUACUUCCCGAGAUACUUUUCACUUUUAUGAAUUCUAGAAAGACUUCGUUUCCAUUGGAGGUACGUUUUGAUGUUGAUGCAUAUGCAUAUGCAUAAUAACUUUUUUUUAUUUCCUUACACUAGAAGUUCUUUAUUUAUGAAUGGUUAUAGAAAUGGAACAACGAUUGAGAACAAUGCGUACUUGCAAGGGCUCCCUCCUUCAUUCAACUUCAAAUUAGGAAGCUGCACUUGUUACAAACGACGUUUUAAUUGUUUAUGGCAAAUCCUUAGAAAUAUCUUCCACCAUAUAAAUGAAAACUAGCAUGGGUUGACAUGGAAUCUAAUCGAGAGAGCAUUGUAUGAACAUAACCAAGAGCAAAACUAAAAAAGGACAUGUACUGAGGAUUUACUAAUUACUUCUUGAGAGUGAAAAAUUUUUUUUUCUCCCUUUUCUUUUUUCUUUAAUACCUAUUACUGUGGCUUGGCAAGGGUGAAGUAAAUGCGAAGAACGCUUCAUUCGUAAACACCAUUUUACCUGUUCUUGGACAAGCCACCACGGCAAGACAAUAGUAUAUUAGCUAGUUUAAUAGAGCAUAUUAUCGCAUUCUUCUAUAGACAUUGUUCAUUAGAGGUCUUUUU